UAUAAACGGACUCUGGUGAGCUAUUCGUACACACUACGCUGUGGAAUAGUAAUAAUACUAAUUCUUGUUGAAGGUCCAAAAUGGAUUUCUUAAAAACAUCAUUCGGUUGGAAUAAUGCAGAGUAUAAUCAAAAUUUAGAAGAAACAUGGAAUCUAAUUUAUCAAAAUAGUAUGAAAAAUUAUUAUACUAUAAUGAAUAGUUUAUCAAAAUGUACAACAUUAUCUGAAUCAUCAAAUGAUACUAGUCAAUUAUGCAGUUUCAAUUCAAAUCCAUUAACCUAUGAUUAUAAUACAGCUACCAUUUCAACUACUGUUAAUGAUACUACUAUUAAAAAUAAUAGUACUAUAGAGAGAUAUACGGAAAAUAAUGAGCAAAAUGAACCAAUUAAUCUGUGUAUUCGUGAUCAGCAUGACGCAACAGCAUACAAAAAUGGAUGUAAUAUUAAAGUUGAUGGUAUGAAUAAUAAUAAUAAUAGUAAUAUUAUUUGUCCGAAUAAUAUUCAAUUUCAUAAUAUCAUUUCUGCUAUAACCAAUGACAGUAAUACUCAUAAUAAUAAUAACAUUAAUAACACGAACACCAAUAAUAAUUCAUUAUAUUUCACUGAUAUUACUAACAGAUUGAAUACAGGAUAUUCAAUGAAUCCAAAUUACGGAAUAAAUAUGAAUCAUUCUAGCGUGAUAUCAUCAGAAUUUAAACUGCUCCCGGAUUGUUUGAAUCCAUUCCUUCUAAUGAAUUUUAAUAAUAUGUAUGAUAAUAUGAGCAACAGCAAUAUCAAUAAUAAUAAUAAUAAUAAUAAGGGCCAUUCAAUGCAUUCAACACUACGUACACCAUCGCCAACAAUACAACACCAACAACAGUCAGAAGUAGGCGGUGUAUUUUUAACAUCUACACCUGUAUGGCGUAAACAGAAAGAAUAUCAACACGAAAAUUUAAACAAAUCUCUAUGGCUAUCAGGAGAACAACAAGCCGGUGAAAUGCAAACAGCUGCAGAAAAUAUGAAAUUGCGAAAAUAUUCCCGGCAUUCUAAUCGUUUUGGAUAUUCACGUAAUAAAGUUCUACAAGCACAAAAAAAACUUCAGCGUAAAUUCAAUAAUCACAUUGUUGUUAACAGUGAUCUGAAUGGUAAUCAGAAUGCUGGACACAACAACAACAACAACAAUAACAUCAAUAAACAGCGUAUGCAUAGGUCCUCUAGUGGUAGAAGACGUCGUGUUGGUUGGCGUGGUACAACGAUAUGUGCAAAUUGUGGAAUGAUAUUUGAAGGAAUGAACCAUUUAAAUCAUCAUUAUUCCCUAGUUCAUGGUCAUUUAUUAACAUCUGAAUUAACUUCAACACAAUACUCAAAUAAUAAGACAUCGAAAUUAUUAUUUCAAGCUCAACUUGAUCUUUUAAUCUCUGAAAAAGCAUCAAAAGAUGGCUGUCCGACAUCAACAACAUCAUCAUCAUCAACACUAUCCACCAGUGAUGAUAAUAUUCAACAGUCAAAAUCAUCAUUACAACCACCACCAUCAUCAUCAUCAUCAGGGGAGGCAGUAGUGAUAAGCGGUGAAUGUAUCAAUUCCCCCUAUGUAGAGUCAACAAGCACUACUACCACAACGGCAACACUGAUGUUGACCACAAUGACAACACUACCAACCACAGGUAUUCAACACAUUAAAAGUUAUCCAUGCCCUAAAUGUAAUUAUACAGCCAAAUGGCCGACUGAAUUACAAAAACAUGUUAUGGUACACGCUAAUUCACGCCCAUUUGUCUGUUGUGUUUGUACAACAAGUUAUAAAUGGAGUUGGGAUUUAGGUCGACAUUUUACAAAUUCACAUCCUAAUUUGCCUAAUCCAUAUAAACGUCAAAGGAAUAUUAAUAAUAAUAAUAAAAAACAACACCCUCAGCAGCAACAACAACAGCCACAACAACCACAACAACAACAACGGGAAGAGCCAUCCACAUUGAAACAAGAAGAUUUAUGA
This is a messenger RNA of Trichobilharzia regenti, 1964 nucleotides long. Lineage: Eukaryota; Metazoa; Platyhelminthes; Trematoda; Strigeidida; Schistosomatidae. The record is from the annotation of a GenBank genome assembly.